UGGUGGUUCACUCCUUCCAUCAACAUACAGAGGAAACUUGAUAUAACAAUGUUCCUCCUAAAUUUGAUAAAGGUUUUGGUUAUGAUUGCAACAGUAGAAGCCUACUAUUUUAAACCUCACAUAACGACAACUAUGCCACCAGUUGGACCACCGAUUUGUAAUGCAGUUGCUGACAUUGUUUUUGUGUACGAUACCUGUGCAAAUAUCAGCCAGAAUGACACUGCAAAUUUCACUACGAAUUUUGCUAAAACGAAAGAGUUUAUUAUAAAUAUUGUGAAUGCGUUCAACCCAGUAGGACCCAAUGGAACCCAGAUUGCCGUUCUUUGUUCAUCAUCAGAAAACAACAAGAAUUUCCCCUUGAAUCGGUAUGGAACAAAAAAUGAAACUAUUGCUGCCAUCAACAAUUUUACUACGGAUCCAAACAAUCCAGCAGCUAUCGCAGGUGCUUUCCAAGCUGCGCGAGCUAAUUUUUUCUUACCAGUGAAUGGAGGAGGUAGAAAUUGUUCUCAGUGUUUUGUUAUUGUGAUUACUGAUGGUAGACCGGAUACUGGCGAACUUAAUGCUACAACAGAGGCUGAUAGAUUAAGGAAUGAAAGCAACUGCAUUGUCUAUGUUGUUUCAGUAGCCCAAGAAAAUAGUACUCGGUUGGAGAAUAUAGCCGGGGGUCCAUCUAAUGUCUUCAAUGUAGAUCAGUUUGCUCUGGUGAUUUCCACUAUCAACGCUGUUGUGCAGGCUGUUUGUAAUGAUUCAAAAUGUACAACUGCUCCUCCUGUAACUACAGCACCUCCUCCACAUACUUAUCAUGUCAAGCCCAAACCAGCAUAUUGGGUACAAAAACCAGUAAAUGUACACAAACCAGUAUAUGUACACAAACCAGUAUAUGUACACAAACCAGUAUAUGUACACAAACCAGUAUAUGUACACAAACCAGUAUAUGUACACAAACCAGUUUAUGUACACAAACCAGUAUAUGUACACAAACCAGUAUAUAUACACAAACCAGUAUAUCGACCAAGACCAAUAUAUCGACGACCAGUAUAUCGACGACCAGUAUAUCGACGACCAGUAUAUCAACGACCAGUAUAUCGACGACCAGUAUAUCAACGACCAGUAUAUCGACGACCAAUAUAUCGACGACCAGUAUAUCAAGGUAGACGAAGAGUAAGAUUCGGAUUCAGACGUAGGGGUAGAAUAUACAGAGGCUAGAAAGUGAAGAUAUUCUAAGUCUAUCGACGUUAAUCCACGUCGAUAUUGAAGAGAAUCUGACAUAAUGGACAUUCAUACUUUUUUUUAAAAAGUUGUCAAUAAAUGUCAGAACAAA
Mytilus trossulus (common blue mussel) is the source of this 1321-nucleotide messenger RNA. RefSeq lists its product as uncharacterized. Lineage: Eukaryota; Metazoa; Mollusca; Bivalvia; Mytilida; Mytilidae. Bases 49 to 1206 code for a protein of 385 amino acids. The record is from RefSeq and is a predicted model, not a curated record. The transcript is spliced from 7 exons.